AUGACCUACUCCCUGCGACAGAUAUCCCAGCAUAACCUCAAGACCUUCCGCCAAAAUUAUGUAUCCGAGAUAUCUGGCUCCCUGGGGGAUCUGGGGACGUUCCUCCCCAUCGCCAUCGCUCUCGCCGUCAAUGGCACCGUCUCGUUGUCCAGCACUCUAAUCUUCUCCGGCCUCUUUAACAUCUUGACCGGCUUAUUGUUUGGGAUCCCACUGCCUGUGCAGCCCAUGAAGGCCAUUGCCGCCGUCGCUCUCGCCCAGUCUUUCAGCAACGGAUCCAUCGCCGCAGCCGGCAUCUUCGUCAGUGCCUGCGUUGGACUGUUCAGCAUCACCGGUCUCCUGCGGUGGUUCGCCGACGUCAUCCCGAUCCCCGUCAUCAAGGGCAUCCAGGUCGGCGCCGGACUGUCCCUUAUUAUCGCGUCGGGCGGGAGUCUCCUCUCGUCACUCUCAUGGCUCCACCCGUCCUGGGCCGAUAACCUAAUUUGGGCGAUCGCGGCCUUCAUCUUCCUCCUCGUGACGAACGUGUACCGUAACAUCCCCUACGCGUUGAUUGUCUUCAUCCUAGGCCUUGUUUUCGCUAUCAUCCGUAGCACUGUGGCAUCUAGCCUCCCUUCCCUGGAGCUCUGGCAUCCGUCUGUUUUCGCCCCUACCGGGCCGGAAUGGUUGCGCGGCGCUAUCAACGCCGGCAUCGGGCAAAUUCCGCUGACGACGCUGAACUCCGUCGUGGCGGUCGUGCAUCUCGCGGGCGAUUUACUGCCCAACGUACACACGCCGUCAAUUACGUCGAUCGGGCUCAGCGUCUCGGUUAUGAAUCUCGUCGGGUGCUGGUUCGGCGCGAUGCCGGUCUGUCACGGGUCCGGAGGCUUGGCGGCGCAGUAUCGCUUCGGCGCGCGGUCGGGAUCCAGCGUUGUGUUUUUGGGUGCGCUGAAACUCAUCAUUGGGGUAUUCUUCGGCGAGUCGCUGGUCGAGUUGCUGAAGCGUUUCCCGUCCGCGUUGUUGGGCGUGAUGGUCAUCGCUGCGGGACUGGAGUUGGCGAGUGUCGGCGAGAGUCUGAAUACGACUGGGGCUCGAGACAUCGGGAAAACGUAUCAUGGCUUACUAGGCGGGGAUGCAAUGCAGGACGUGUCGCCGAUGUUGAGCGAUGCGGAUCGCAAGCAGCGGUGGACGGUCAUGCUGGUGACGGUGGGACUGUUAGUUGGGUUCAAGAACGAUGCGAUCGGGUUUUUGGCAGGGAUGCUGUGCCAUUGGAUGUAUCAGGUUCCAGUGGCUAUUGAGAAAGUGAAGGAACGGUGGGAGGAGAGACGGGGACGUGUUCGAUUGGAGUGA
This is a messenger RNA of Aspergillus melleus, 1323 nucleotides long. RefSeq names its product putative sulfate/molybdate transporter. Gene Ontology annotation, molecular function: molybdate ion transmembrane transporter activity. Gene Ontology annotation, biological process: molybdate ion transport. The record is from RefSeq and is a predicted model, not a curated record. Bases 1 to 1323 code for a protein of 440 amino acids. NCBI's taxonomy places the organism in Eukaryota, Fungi, Ascomycota, Eurotiomycetes, Eurotiales, Aspergillaceae. The transcript has a single exon.